UACAUGAUAAACUAUGCCAUGUCUAUGUCCACCCAAAUCUUCUGUGGCCACCUAGGAACUCUUGAGCUUGCUGCAGCCUCCCUUGGUAACACCGGCAUCCAAAUUUUUGCCUAUGGUCUAAUGUUGGGAAUGGGAAGUGCUGUGGAGACAUUGUGCGGACAAGCAUAUGGUGCACGCAAAUAUGAAAUGCUUGGCAUAUAUCUGCAAAGAUCAACAAUCCUUCUCACACUCACUGGGAUCUUACUGACCUUCAUCUACGUCUUCUCCAAACCCAUAUUGAUUUUGCUCGGUGAGUCACCAGAAAUAGCUUCGGCAGCGGCAGUUUUUGUCUACGGUUUAAUACCUCACGUUUUUGUCUAUGCUCUAAACGUCCCUAUCUAAAAAAUUUUACAAGCUCAAAGCAUAGUGGCCCCUAGUGCAUACAUUUCAGCAGCCACAUUGGUGAUACAUCUUUUGCUUAGUUGGGUUGCAGUGUACAAGAUUGUUGGGUUGUUUGGUGCAUCAUUAGUGUUGAGCUUUUCAUGGUGGAUUAAAUUUGUGGGUCAGUUCAUAUACAUUGUUAAGAGUGAGAAGUGUAAGUAUACAUGGGGCGGUUUUAGUGCACAAGCCUUUUCAGGGUUGUCAAGCUUCUUCAAGCUCUCGGCUGCGUCAGCUGUGAUGUUGUGCUUAGAGACAUGGUAUUUCCAGAUAUUUGUUUUGCUGGCUGGGUUGUUAGAGAACCCUGAAUUGGCUUUAGAUUCACUCUCUAUUUGUAUGACAGUAUCUGGAUGGGUGUUCAUGAUCUCAGUUGGGCUCAAUGCAGCAGCAAGUGUGAGAGUAAGCAAUGAGCUUGGAGCCGGAAACCCAAAGUCAGCAUCAUUUUCCGUAUCAAUUGUGACAAUAAUCUCCUUCAUUAUCUCAAAUAUUUAUAGCUAA
Molecule: messenger RNA, 915 nt
Organism: Pistacia vera
Lineage: Eukaryota; Viridiplantae; Streptophyta; Magnoliopsida; Sapindales; Anacardiaceae
Product: protein DETOXIFICATION 40-like
Biological process (GO): xenobiotic detoxification by transmembrane export across the plasma membrane
Cellular component (GO): membrane
Molecular function (GO): antiporter activity; xenobiotic transmembrane transporter activity
Source: RefSeq, a predicted model, not a curated record